ACAAGUGCUUCAGAACGCGAUUCAGCCAAGUAAUUUUGACGAAGCAGGAAAAUGGUUUCGUGUUUCGUUACGUUUUAGUUUCAUUUAUGCAAAGUAUUAUCACAACUAUUGACUCAUUCUUUUAUUCAUGUUAUUGUCUUGUUUUGUCUAAUUGUGUACGAUAGAAUAUUAAUGUUCUGACCUCAGACAGGUCUGAGGGAUUAAAACACAGGCCCUCUGAGAGUCAGCCGGCUCGGACUUUUGUUUCCUCGUUAUGACGUUAUGUAAAAUAAAACCAAAUAUGUAUUCUGGCAAAAGCAAUGAGAGAUGAGGACUUAAUAAAGAAUUUCCACGUCGUCGAGUUUCAAAUAACUUCGCACUUAUCAAGCCCCGCUUGGCUUCGAUUCACAGACUUCGGUUGAAGCCACCUGUUCGGAUUGUACGUGUUAGCAGGUCUGGAUGCUGAAACAAUUUGGAAAUUGCCACUUGCUUUGGACUUGAAAGGUGAAGCAAUUAUCGACAUUUCUUUUUAUGGGCAAAGAUUGUAGCAGUUUAGGGAGCAACUGCAGAGCAUGAAGUCUGGAAUGUUUGUUGUGUCGUCUUACAAAAUUGAGGGAGGAAUUAUCAGGGUUGGGCAGACCAGCCCGGUAAAUAGUGCUGCAAAGACCAGCUACACCAUGGACGAGGCGAUAGCAAAACUUAGACGGGUUUUGCGAGAAAUGAAGGAGCAGGAUAAGACAAUUUACCGUCAGCUCAUGACUUUGAAUUCAAACAUUUCGCGACUCAAAAAAGAAAUUAAAGGAGAAGAGGACGUGAAAAGAAAAAAUGACAUGGCGCUUGAGUAUGACUAUGAUUCCCUCGACUCUGAUGAAAGCUGUUCCGAUUUCGACAUAAGUGAUUUCGAGGAGGAUGACACACAAAUCAAACAACUUGUGACAAAUUUAUCAAUGACAGAGAGCAGUUUAACAGAGAACGCUGACAGAGAUUCUAUUCAUGAGAGAUUUGACUCUGGUAUCCAAGAAGAUGCAAGCUACAAUAUCAGCCAAGAAAGCAAGGAAACAACCAGUGAACUGAGUCCUACAAAAAGAGGAAACAAGCAAUCUUGGAAUGGAGAGAGGUCUUCAAGGUAUGACUUCUUGUUAAAAGCCUCAAAUGCUUCGGGCAGUGAAGACUCUCAGUGCAGUUUCGACAACGAAAUAGCAGUAGAAGGGAAAGUAAAUGCUGAUAGAAUGGUCGAUGUGGCUUCAUCUAAUGUAUGGAAUAGAAACAGUGACGUCGAAAAGCAAGCGACCAAAAACGAAGGGAACACACAGGUAGAGAAAAAUACACAAAUGACAGUUACUUCACAGGCCUACGAAGACGAGCAUGUUUUGCAACGAAGUCAAACGAUGCAACCGCGAAAAAUGUCAUCAAGGUCAGAGCAAAAGUUAUCAAAACACAGACGAACGCAAUCUGAAGAUCAAUUCAAGUCAGAUGUAAACUCUAUGACUAAUGGAGAAAGCAGAACUGGUUACCAGACUCCUUUAUCAGCAAGAGAGCGGUAUCAUUACCGCAAUUUAGGCCACAUUUCUGAAAAUGGGAAUGCAUCAACUUGGAAUGCUUUUGAUUCACGGAACUAUAGGAGUUCCGAAAGAAUAGUGCGUAAAGAAAGACCGAUGCUUAAAAAGGCAGCAAAAAGCAAGCACUUUAGUAAGUUAGCUGACCAAAAUAAAGCCCUAAAUAGAAGCCUAACACAGCUCAACCUCGAAGGGGCAAUUUCAAGUCAUGCGAUUAAGGCGAUUAAGAGGUCAGUCUCGAUUACGAAUUGCUCGGUUUUCACGAUUGAUAACGACCAAACAAACGGCUGUUUGACGAUUCCUUAUGGAGAUAACGUUAACGGACCAAACGUGAUAAAAGAUAACAAUCGAUUGCAGAAAAGAGCAUCUGCUUCUAUUACAAUGAGUGACGGAGAACCCAAGUUUACGAGUGGUUUUGAAGUUGGAUAUAGAACUCAUCCAAACGGAAUGGUAUCCAGUACAAUAUCGUUGGUAUGACGAAUGCGCGUGAAACUCGCAUCAGUCUCGCGUGUGGAUAACUCUUGCAUGUUAAUGAUCAAACAUGCCCUAGAAAAAUGUCUAGAGUAAUUGUUUCAUAGGGGGAGUUAACAAUUCGUAGAAGUAGCUGGAACCAGGAAUAUCGUAACUUCGUUGCGCGGAUGAUGUCGAUAAUCAUACCGAACACGACUCCUUGAAUAUUAAAGAGGCUCAUUAAUAUCAAGGAGGCAAAAAUACACAAUUAGGAGGCUAGACAUGUAGAAAACGCUAGCGAAUGUUAAGAACUAUAUAAUGUGAGUGAUAUGGACCAUGGCUGAAAGCUGUUAAUCGUUCUGACCAACUAAGAACCUUGUCAUAAAUGCAAUCAUCGUUGAGGUUGGGGUUGUUGUUAAAGCCCCAAAUAAAAAUAACUUCUUUCAUAUCAAUGUUUAUAGUCAGAGUUCAUCUUUGUAAUGAGGACUACUGUUAUUCUGCUUUCUCACUCUCCUUCCGACUAAACCCCCUAGCCCAAUUUGAAAAAUUCCCAGAUCCUUUAAUGAAAUAUUACACGUUUUACUAGUUUGUCUCAUUCAAAUCGCGUCGGCGUUGGGUGAAAUUAGCAACCCUGAGACCGGUUGUAGAAUUUAGUAAAAAGCAAGGUUAUUCAUAGAGUAAAGUUUAUGAGAUUUAUACAACGUAUGGUCAAGGCACCACAUCAUUGACCGAAAUAUCAAACAAUUUUGCGAGUGACGAAUAGCUGCUGUAAAUAUUUUUCGUAUCUUGAGAAAUUUUGAUUCUGUCUUCAGUUUGUAAUUAAUCGAGGGGCGAUUCACUCUUGCGAAUAGCGUACGAGAAUUUACUCAAAAACGAAAGGAUUUCUGGGGAUUUUCUGAUAAAACAAUAGGAUUUUCACAAAAGGUGUACGAGAUUUUCUUAGAGUGAUUUGCCCCUCGUAAUUAAUAAUGUAUAACCACGCCAUGUUAACUGAAAAAACUAGAUAGUCAGAAUAAAUGUAUUUCAGCAGUAAAAACCCAGUAAGUGGGAUAAAAUCACGAAGAGAUCAUUUGAUUUCAAAAUGGGGAUUACUACUUAAGUCUAGAAUUCCAGGCCUUUGAAAAUAAACGGUCAAUGUCUUCUCCCACUAAACAGUAUCCAUUUGCAAAAAUGGUGGCAAACAGACCCUAAGUGGUUUUAAACUAUUCACACUAAUAGAUUUCCCAAUACUCACUUUCCUAAAAUUUUUUAAAUAUGAGCUAAUUGAAGGAGAGGUGUCUGAUGACAAAAUAGUUUGGAUUGAAGCGUAUCCUGAAAUUCCAGAUAACCAUUGACGUAUUAAGUUUGUAUCGCUAAGAGAGAUUUUGUAACGGCGUGAAGUAGUUCAAAUUCACCUCACAACGGUUGUAUUGAGAUGAUCAUGAUUAAUAUAAUAAUGACGAUCUUCCAUUUGUA
Rhopilema esculentum is the source of this 3440-nucleotide messenger RNA. RefSeq lists its product as uncharacterized. The record is from RefSeq and is a predicted model, not a curated record. NCBI's taxonomy places the organism in Eukaryota, Metazoa, Cnidaria, Scyphozoa, Rhizostomeae, Rhizostomatidae.